Messenger RNA from Nanorana parkeri, 1546 nucleotides. RefSeq names its product S-antigen visual arrestin (gene SAG). The transcript is spliced from 16 exons. Gene Ontology annotation, molecular function: G protein-coupled receptor binding. Lineage: Eukaryota; Metazoa; Chordata; Amphibia; Anura; Dicroglossidae. Gene Ontology annotation, cellular component: photoreceptor outer segment; photoreceptor inner segment. Gene Ontology annotation, biological process: signal transduction; G protein-coupled receptor internalization. Bases 103 to 1293 code for a protein of 396 amino acids. The record is from RefSeq and is a predicted model, not a curated record.
GCUGGUACUUGGUAGUCUGAAUCUAUCAACGUUUAUACCCAGAAUCUGAAGAUCCCUCACUUGAUCUUGCUUCUGUCUGCAUAAUCUCUGAGACCAGAUACCAUGAGUGGAGACAAAAAGUCCCGGUCUGUUAUCUACAAGAAAACCUCCCGUGACAAGGCGGUGAGUGUAUAUCUUGGUAAAAGGGAUUAUGUCGAUCAUGUGGAGUCUGUGGAUCCAGUAGAUGGUAUUGUUAUCGUGGAUCCUGAUCUUCUUAAGGGAAAAAAAGUGUACAUCACCCUAACCUGUGCUUUCCGCUAUGGUAAUGAGGAUAUUGAUGUUAUUGGCUUGACCUUCUGCAAGGACCUCUACUUUGCACGUACCCAGGUGUAUCCCCCUGUAGAAGAUGUGAAAUGCCUCACAAAGGUCCAGGAGCGGUUAAUGAAGAAGCUGGGGAAUAAUGCAUAUCCUUUCAUGGUGGCGUUUCCUGACUUCCUCCCAUGCUCAGUAGCUCUUCAGCCAUCUCCGUCAGAUGUGGACAAGGCAUGCGGUGUGGAUUUUGAGAUUAAAGCAUUUUCAGCAAGCAACUUAGAAGAAAGAGUUCACAAAAAGAACUCUGUGCGACUAUUGAUACGCAAAAUCCAAUAUGCCCCUGACCAGCCUGGGCCUACCCCCCGUGCAGAGACCUCCUGGCAGUUCUUCAUGUCAGACAAACCUCUGCACAUGAGAGCUGCCCUGACCAAGGAGGUUUUUUAUCAUGGAGAACCCAUUUCUGUGGCUGUAACUGUGACCAACAAAUCAGAUAAAAAUGUCAAGAAAAUAUCUGCUUCAGUGGAGCAAACUGCUAAUGUGGUGCUGUAUUCUAGUGACUUCUACACCAAGACUGUGGCUUUCGAUGAGUCUAAUGAAAAGGUGCCAUCAAAGGCCACUUAUAAGCACACUUUCACCCUUCUGCCUCUUCUGGCAUAUAACCGAGAGAAGAGGGAAAUUGCUCUUGAUGGGAAACUGAAGCAUGAAGACACCAAUCUGGCAUCUAGCACUCUUCUAAAAGAAGGCACUGAUCGCACUGUCAUGGGAAUAUUAGUGGAUUACAAGAUUAAAGUGACUCUCACUGUCUCUGGCUUAUUGGGAGACAUGACUUCCAGUGAGGUCUCUACAGAACUUCCUUUCAUCCUCAUGCAUCCCAAGCCAGACAAUGGGGCUAAAGAAAGUGAACAGGAAGAAGAUCUUGUAUUUGAAGAUUUUGCACGUGAUCAACUUAAAGAUGAAUUGAAAGGUGAAGAUAAAGAGGAAGAGGAUGAAGAUGAGAAAUGAGUGGAAAGUCAAACUUCAUCUUCCCUAAUGUAUAUUACACCCUGUAACUUGCAUUGCAGCUUAUAUUAUCCCCUUUCCACAUCACAGUUGAAAUUGGAAACAGGAAGAAAUUCUUGGGUAGUCUACUUUAUAAUUUAAUGCUUUAUGUUCUCUUUGGGUGUUGUGUCAGAGUUGGUAGUUACAUGCGUAUUAAAUCACGGUGUUGUCCUUCAAACGAUUAAAAGUGACAAGUAGAAAUCAGUGAGACCUACUC